Molecule: messenger RNA, 2142 nt
Organism: Rotaria sp. Silwood1
Lineage: Eukaryota; Metazoa; Rotifera; Eurotatoria; Philodinida; Philodinidae
Source: the annotation of a GenBank genome assembly
AUGUCUUAUACAAGAAAAAGAACAUCACGUUCAAAACAACGUUUAUUAGAUUCACAUCGUCGGCAAUCAACUUUACAUGCUCUAAUUGAUGUUUUUAAUUAUGCCGGUGCUAAUAUUUCGCCACCUAUAUCAUCCUUAUCAUUAUCUACCACAAACGAUAUUCCAUCUUCAUCUUCUUUAUUACUUCCACCAACAUCACAAGUUCAACCUAAUGAUUCACCACAUAAAAGCUGCUAUUUUUCUUCUUUUGCUUCUCUUUCUACUUCAUCAUCAUCAUCUUCUUUAUCAACCUUAUCAGAUUGUUCUGACAAGUCAGAUAAUGAUUCUUGUUGUUCGAUUAACAAUGAAAUUUUGAAAUCAACUAAUAUAGAAAGUUCAAAAAACACUUACACAGAAUUAUUUACAGAUGACGAUCUACAAAAUCGUUCAGAACCUCUCACUUCCAAAGAAAUAGCUGUUUUACUUGUUCAAUUACGUUGUCGACAUGCCUUAACAAAAGCAUGUAUCACACAUAUAUGUCAACUUUUACAAGUGUUAAAAGUUCCAAACGCUCCAUCCAGUUUUGAUAGUAUUGAAUCUCAAGUACUUUCUACUUAUCGAUCAACUAUUUUUCCAACACAAAGUACUAUAUGUCCUUCCUGCCAUCAAAGGUCUUCCAAUUCAAAGAGAUGUACAAAUCUAAAUGAUUGUGUAUCAAAACAGUCGUUUAUUCGUUCACCAACUACAAAUUACACAUUUGCAAUUGAACCACAAGUACGAUCAAUACUUGAAAGAAAUCAAAUAUUUCCGAAACUGCAUCAUCAUUCAAUUUCGGAUAUAACUGAUGGACAUUUUUAUAAAAAAUUACUUAGAAAAGAAUCAGAACCAUUUGUGACACUCUUGAUGAAUUCUGAUGGAGGUUUAAUUAAAACUAUUUCGAAGUCAAUAUGGUGUACAACUUUCGUAAUCAAUGAAUUGCCUAGAGGAAUACGAUUUCUUCCAGAAAAUACAAUCAUUGGAAUGGUUUCUACAGGAAGCAUGAAACCAAAAAAAGACGAAAUGUUAUCAAUGAUGAAUGAUCUUGUAAAUGAACUUCAUAAAUUGGAAGAUGGAGUUUCAGUAUUAUUGCCAUCAAAUGAUUCAAAUAAUCUCGAACAAGUUGUUAGAAUAUUCUUAAUUGAUUGUGUUUGUGAUAAACCUGCAACAUCUCUCGUCCUCAAUCAUACCGAAUGUACCGGUUUUUUUGGAUGUAUUUAUUGUACUAUGAGAGGUAAAUCGGUAGAAGUAAAAAAUACAACUAUUCGUUCAUUUGUUCAUGAUCCAAAUGAAAAAGUUAUAUUACGAUCCAACAAAACCUAUGACAAUGCAAUUAAAUUUAUUAAUAAUGGUUACAAAUUAACUAAUUCAAAUAGGGCCUUGUCGAAAUUAGCAUCUAAAGAAUAUUUACAAGGUGUUAGAGGACCAUGUUUACUUCGACAAUUAAAAUAUUUCAAUAUUUACAAUUCUUUUCUUUGUGAUACACUACUUAAUCUGUAUUCAGGAGUUAUGGGAAAAAUGUUGAAACUAUUUCUGUCGAAACAAUCUAUCACCGAAGGGACAUCAAAUGCUAUGAGUGUGUACGAUCGAAUAGAUAAUAUUGCUGAAAUUGUUAAUUCAAUUUCAUAUCCAUCAACAACAGCGUUUGAAAAUUUUCUUGAUGAAGAACGUUUUAUUCAUCUAAAAGUAUUAGCUUUUAUAGCACAUCUAGUUGAAGGAGAAUGUCUGUCUAGCAAUGCUCAUAAUGAUAUAGAAUUUUUAGGGAGUGCCGAUGAUUUUACAAUACUCCGACGUUCUAAUGAUUCGUGUAUCUUGUAUAAAACAAAAAGAAGUUCUUAUUCAAUUGGUUUUAUGUCAUAUAUCGUUCAUAUUAUUGAUAGAGAUGAAAUCUGUCUAGUUUUAAAUAAAGUUAAAAUUACUUCAACAGCUGACACUCUCAACAUCGAUGGAAGAAAUUUUAUGUGCAAUAAUAUUUUAAAAGGUAAUGUCGUAUCUGAUUCUACAGUUACUAUUCAACCAUCUCAAAUUUCAAAAAAAGUUGCUUUUCGACCAAUAUUCAAUGAAGAUCCAUCACUAUUACAUACUUUUAUCUUUUAUCAAUAUCCUAAUUUGAAAGAAUGUACUUAA